Aedes albopictus (Asian tiger mosquito) is the source of this 4387-nucleotide messenger RNA. It is a transcript of the gene Pcif1, whose product is annotated as mRNA (2'-O-methyladenosine-N(6)-)-methyltransferase. The transcript has 5 exons. The coding region runs from base 726 to 3179 and encodes 817 amino acids. Gene Ontology annotation, molecular function: RNA polymerase II C-terminal domain binding; mRNA (2'-O-methyladenosine-N6-)-methyltransferase activity. Gene Ontology annotation, cellular component: nucleus. The record is from RefSeq and is a predicted model, not a curated record. Lineage: Eukaryota; Metazoa; Arthropoda; Insecta; Diptera; Culicidae.
CGGGUCUCACUUUCGUGAGAUGACGCAGUCCGCGUUUUGGUCUUCGUUUAUUUUGCAUCGCAUGCUAUCCCGUUCAGUUGUCAGACGACGCGCGCAGCGGAAUUCGCCAUCUCGCUCGUACGUCGCGAUUCGCGCGAGAGAGCGGCCACGGUUUGCUCUCAGCAGCACCCCCGACAGCAGCAAGCAAACGCAAACGAACGGCGACGACGAUUCAGAAAAUGCAAAUGGCGAACGGUGGCGGAACGUAGUGAUUUUCUGCGCUGGAAAAGUUUUCGUCCGAAAGUGUCUAUCGCGCGAUGUAUUAGCGGGAAAUUUCUGUGUCAAGUUCGGAAUAAAGUGUCCCGGCUUAACGGAACGGUGAAGUACGCCGGAUUAGUGGCCGCCAGCGGGAAGAAAACCCGGGAUCGAGACGCGCUGGUGUUGGCCCCAGUUUUGGAACAAACUGUUUUUUCAUUCCUGCGGCGGGCGCAGAGUUGAAAAUUUUCCUUCCCGAUUGUGGGUUGAUUCAGUGAUAUCUGUUGGGUGUAUUUUGUUGUUCUAAAAGCACUGCGAUUUCGGAUAAAAAGGAUUUUGAAUGCAAGUGGUGGAAUAAUCGUGAAGAAAAAGAUACGAUUUGCUGAUCUGAAAAUUUUUUCGCGCUCCCCCAAAGCCGCAGCAAAGGAGGAAAAUAAAGCGUCCGCUCUCUACGUCGUUCCGUUGUCGAUCUUUACAUCCAAUGAACAACCAUGAACGAUAUCAGUACCAACAAUAAGGAAACGGUUCUCCCUGCUCCUUCAGCCUGGGAACAGCUGACUAAUCCAGCUCUAGCUGAACAGCAUCAACAGCAGCAACAACAACAACAACAGCACCUUCAGCAUCAGCACCAUGUAUCCCAUGUUGCGCCGCCACCACACAUGCAACAACAAGUUCAACAUGUGCUACCACCCCCGCAGCAAAACCAGCAGCCACAGGCGCAACAUGUCCACCACCAUCAGCAACCCCAUUCGCAUCCUCAAAUGCAGCACCAUGGCCACCCUCAGCAGGGGCCACCCCCUCUACAACACCCUCUAAUCCAAUCGCCCCACCCGCACCAAACACCCCAGCAUCAAGCCACGAGCCCAACCUCGACGGCGGCACCGCCAAUGACCCCGACUAAAACAACUCCUCCGGAUAUGUCGCACACCCCGCAAACAACGCCCGGUCCCAAUCAAACUCCCGGACCAAGUUACUCCGAAGAACUCCAUCCGGAGUUGGUCAACCAGGGUUGGCGAAAGUUCUGGUCAAAACGGGAGGGGCGUCCCUAUUUCUGGAACAAACUCACUGGGGAAUCUCUCUGGGAACCGCCGAUGCUCAAUCGGGGUAACCAACAGUUCGAUCCGCUUACCGAUCCCCUCGGUAUAUGCCAUACGGGCCAGAAUGGUCCUACACCCCAGCAACAGAACAACAACGCUCUCAAACGGAGAGCAUCGGAGGACACACAGAAUCAUCACCAGAAUCAGCAAAGCACUGGUGCCCCUCCUCCGUUGAAAAAAUACAUUCUACCCGGUCCUUGGGACUUGGAGAUCCCGACUAACGUAGUUAUGUACGAUCGCAUUCCAACGAUGUAUCCCCAUCCGUACCCGGAAGUGGAAGCGAUGCGAGGACUCUUCACCAUGCGAUUGUACAAAACGUACGAAGAUCUCUGUACUAAGAGAGAAGCCAUCAACCCUCCUGCCGGAUCUUUCAAUCGCUGGCUUAUGGAGCGUAAAAUAAUUGACCGCGGAUGCGAUCCGAUGCUUCCGAGUGAAUGUGCACCGGAGAUCUCACAGCAAAUGUACCGAGAAAUUAUACGGGACAUUCCAAUCAAAAUCGUGAAGCCAAAAUAUACCGGCGACUCACGGAAGCAGCUGUCCAAGUAUUGCGACGCGGCGAAGAAGAUUGUCGAGCGAACGUCGGCCUCUGUCGAGAGCAAGAAGGUGGUCAAGUGGAAUGCAGAGGAAACCUACGAAUGGUUGAGGAAGACGGUGGGCGCAAGCUAUGAGGACUUCCAGGACCGUUUGCAGCACCUGCGGCGGCAGUGUGAACCGCACAUCAUCGAAACGGUCCGGAACAGUGUGGAGACACUGUGCCUGAAGAUCUAUUCCCUGUCCAAGCAGCACGUGAAAGCGAUACGAGAUCGGCACAGUCAGAUACUGAAGGAAAGCGGCAUACAGGAGCUGACGCAACCGCUGCAGCCGCCGCUGAUGCGGAAGGUGUGGUGCUAUCCGAUCCAGUUCGCCAUCCCAUCGCCUCGGAUGCCCCAGAUCGAUUACAACACCGAUCGGGACCACAUGACCAUCAAGUACACGCAUGCCUCCAUUCAUGGGUCCGACACGCACACGAUCAACAGCUCGCAUUUGCAGAAGUUGGAACAACUCUACCGAUACAAUUGUUUCGACGAUAAAAAGUUUGACUUCUUCAUUGGACGAGUGUACUGUAUGUUGAAACGGUACUCCACAUUCUUGUGCAACGUGAGCCCGAACCAACAGGAACCGGAACUCACCCAGGCGGCGCUGCCAGCUGUGGUUUUCGAGUGUCUCCAUCAGCACUUCGGUGUGACUUUCGAAUGUUUCGCUAGUCCAUUGAAUUGCUAUUUCCGACAGUACUGCUCCGCUUUCGGCGACACCGAUUCCUACUUUGGCUCCCGAGGAUCGUUCCUGGAGUUCAAACCCGUGUCCGGAUCGUUCCAGGUGAAUCCGCCCUACUGCGAAGAGCUGAUCGAUGCCACACUGCACCAUAUUGACCGAUUGCUGACGGACUCUACGGAUCCUUUAAGUUUCAUCGUGUUUCUGCAAGAAUGGAAGGAUCCGCCCUUGCAGUGUCUGUCCAAAAUUGAGGAUAGUCAUUUCAAGCGGAAACAGGUUGUGGUGAUGGGCAUGGAGCACGAAUAUCGCCAUGGCCUGCAGCACUGCAUACCAAGAUCGGACGUCAAUUUCAAGAGCAUCCACGGCACCAUGGUAGUGUGGCUGCAGAACAACGCCGGCUUCCAACGAUGGGGCCCCACCGAAGCCCGAGUGGACGCUCUGCUGGAAGCCUUCCGACCCGGACGAGAGCGCGAACGAGACAAAGUUGUACCUGCUAGCACUGGGACGGCCACGGCCAGCAGCCCACCUGAGGCACCGGCCAACAGUGAACCUGGUUCCACAACUCCCAAGACCCCACAACAGACCCCACCAGCUUAGGGAUCGAAUUUCAUCUCGUUAAACAAACGACACGUUGAUAAUGGGAUCAUGCACUAGAACAAAAUAACACUUAGACGAAAAUAUCAAUGUAUCCAGUCAGAUUCACCCAGUUUUACUCUGCACCAAUAACAAGAUUAAACACAAGAACAUAUAGUGACAAAUAAUAAGCAGCUUAUUAUUCACCGUAAAGUCUAACAUGUUGACGAUCCCGUGAGAGGCUGCACUGAGGAAUUUUUAAAUUCAAACCAAUUCAGUCAAGAAAUUGUAUUUUAGUCCUGAGAGCGUAAAAUAGCAAAAUCAAACACAAGCCCAACUAGUGGAUAUUAAUCCUUUAAUCCAAUAUAUCGUUCAUACGUCGUAUACAUAGUAGUCUAAUCUCAAAAAAGGAGGAAACCGAUUCUCUCGUGCUCUUCAUUGUUGAUUCUUUUUAAAAAUCGAACAUUAUUGUACGUGCCCAAGAAGAAGGCAGACUAGAAAAAAAAAACUCUCUUCUCAUCAUCUUGUAAUAUAAAUUAGUUUAUCUAGGUGGCAUAAUGCUAUUGUAUAUGUAUUUAAAAGAACACAAACCUAGGAAAAAUGACAUCGUGUUUGAGUAGGAAGCGACGGUGCACAAUCUUGAAGGAAAAUCAAAUCUGAAUGAAGUCAGAACCUGCUGAGCAAGUAUGUUUGUGGUGUAAUUGUAUGGUGUUUUAGUAGGAAAGAUUACUUUUCGGUCCACGAAGGGUAGUCGUUUUGCGAGAGGAGUCCUAUUAUAUAGAUGUGGCAAUUUGUUAUUUGUUUUCAAAACAUUGUGGAGAUUUUUUAAUAUUAUUUUGAGGUCUUUAUUUUAUAUUAAAAUAUUAGCUCGCGGAAGCGCGGAUAUAUUUUGUUUGUUUAGUGACGGCGACCGAUAAGAAUAGGUGUAGUAAAUUAGGACAUAACUAUAACAACAACAAAAUAAUUAUGAACGAAGAGCACACAACCCGACGCGCGUGACCAAGUGAAAAAAAAACAGCAAAUCAGAAUCCUUUGAGCUUAAUUGUUCUUAAACGAGAAGCUCGGUUAUCUUUGUUCUCGAUUUCAGGAAUUAUUUUCUAAUGGUUUUUUCGAUGUAGUAAUAGUUGUACCCCCCUGUUAAGACAUUAUUUGAUGUACAAAGCUAUAAACCAUAAUAAUGUGGACAUUAUUCGAGCGUUAAGAAAAUAUACUAAAAAGUAUCGGAAAUGAGA